ACGCGUUGUGCGCCGUUACGUUCCUCGCAAGGGUCCAGCGAUCGGUGACCGACGGCGACGACGCCCGCAGCGGAAGCGUGAGCGUUUUUUUUCGCAGCCAGGUCGUGGAAACAGUGGUCGAACUCGCGGGCAAAUCCUCCGCGCGGUAACGGGAUACUCGCGGAGACGCGCCUCUCUGGCUGCCGCGAGCGGUAAUGUCGAUGAGGAGCGCCUGGUGACAGAGAAAGAGAGGCAGGAACGCGGAAGAGACUUGACAAGCCUGGCCCGUGGUGAGGCUCUGGUGGUUCUCUCCAUUUCUCUCGAGGCAGAGGAGAGGCCAAACGGUGAGACGAGAGGAAGCGCCGAUCGAUCAAGAAGAUCGGAGUAACGAGACCGCCGGGACGCGUACGAGUAAGUGUCGUCGUGCAAGGAGGGAUGCCUACGAAGGGGGAGAGGGGAAAAGCGACGGACUUCAGCAUCGCGGCCAUCAUGGCGCCCAGGGUUUCGACCUUCGGGCAUUACCACCUGCAGGGUGGCGUCGAUUCUGUUUGCAGGCAAAUGUACUUGUCCGACCACGCGGAAUUCGACGGAUCUGGAUCUGAAUCGCUGCUGACAGGACCUUUCCACUCUGGUAUAAUCGGAUCGCCGAUGAACAUCGUCACGGCGACGGCGACAGUGGUGACGCAGGAGGCGCUCUUGGGCGACGAGGAGGCUGAGAAUUGCGAGGGCGGGAGCGAGAGCACCGAGAAGUCCGCGAACGAGGAAGACGAGGAGGUGGACGUCGACGUGGAGGAGUGCAGCAGCGGCGAUGACGUAGCGGUCGACGGGGCGUCGUCCGACGAUCUCGCCGGGGGUGGCACGCCCGCGCGGAAAUCGAGCGUGGACGGCGCCUCCACGGACGAGAAGCAGCCGCGUCUGAGGACCAGCUGCAACUGCGAGGAGCUGCGUGACGUCGAGUGCCAGCUCGAGACCAAGGAUCUCUGGGACAAGUUCAACGACCUCGGCACGGAGAUGAUCAUCACGAAGACCGGCCGACGGAUGUUUCCGACGUGCCGAGUGUCCUUCACUGGACUGAAGCCAGAAGGCCGUUACGCAGUAUUGAUGGACAUCGUGCCGGUCGACAACAAGAGGUACCGAUACGCCUAUCAUCGUAGCUGUUGGCUGGAAGCCGGCAAAGCCGACCCGCCGGCGCCCGCGCGACUCUACUCGCAUCCCGAUUCACCCUUCACCGGCGAGCAACUGCGGAAACAGGUUGUUUCCUUCGAGAAAGUGAAGCUGACGAACAACGACAUGGACAAGCACGGCCAGAUCGUACUGAAUUCGAUGCACAGGUAUCAGCCGAGGAUACACUUGGUCCGCUGCCAACACACCGACGACAGCAGCCUGGACAUCAAAGACAUCCAGAAGGAGGCGCACAAGACGUUUAUCUUUCCGGAGGCCAUUUUCACCGCCGUCACGGCGUAUCAGAAUCAGCUGAUAACGAGACUGAAGAUCGAUAGUAAUCCGUUCGCCAAGGGUUUCAGGGAUUCGUCGAGACUCACUGACUUCGACCGAGAUCCUAUGGAGCUGAUGGAACAGCAGUUAGUGAGAUGCGGCGUGCCAUCAGUGAGAAUCUACGAACAUCUCGCUAUGCCGUCGAUCGCUAUGGCCGCCGCGACUCUUCAGCAGCAGCAGCAGCAACAGCAGCAGCAACAGCAGCAGCCGUCCGCGCAGCAGCAACAGCAGCACGAGAACGCCGUGUUGGCGCCCUGGCUGUCGCCCGCGUCGACGAUCUUGUACGGCAGGGGGGGAUGUACGCCGGGGACCGGCUCGCCGUCGCCCUUCUCCACCAGCCACUGUUUCCCGUAUCCGGCGUGGCCCUGGACAACAUCGCUGAUGUCGCGACGGUCGCCCACCAGGAGCCCGAUUAGGUAUACGCCCUAUCCGAUCGAGGGCUGCCUCCGCAGCGAGUCCCCGUCGAUAUGCCGGUCAUCCCCCAAUUAGCGAUCCCCAUAGGCGCUGGCGACUCAGCGGCUACGACAUCAUCGUUCAUUCUCCCUCUCUCUGUGAUUCGUGGCACCGACACCGACAUCGGGACUGGAACCGAAAUGGUUCCGACACGUUUUUAACUCAAUGUAGUAAUAAGCGAGGGUGUAUCCUCGGGGAGACGGGCACCAAGACGCGCAGCGUAGUGACUUUCGCGAAGACUAGACCAGGGGCUCUCGAUUCUUCGAGUCAUUCGAAGGGGAAACGUAUGCGAAAAUUCCGCUCUUACAGAAGAGCCGCAAGUUGAUUGGCUAUUCGCGUGGCUUUUGACCAAUCGACUCGCAACUUUUCUGUCGGAGCACAAUUUUCGUGUACGUUUCUCCUUCGAAUGAAUUCAAGAAUCGAGCCCCACGGCCUUAACCACGUAUCUUUUUCCCCAGCGCGAACGCGUGAACGGUGUGAAUAGUUUCAUUAACGAAUUCGAUAUUCGCCAAAGAAAUAUUUUACGAGCUCGCGCUAGGGGAAAAUUUUCGUGAUCGAGCCCCGAAACGUGGAAUCUUUCGCUUGCCGGGCCUACAUUUCCUACUAACAGGUAGGAACACGAACGAAACAAUUCGAACUACUUGAUUCGCGACUAUUCUACUUCCUCAGGUGUCUCAUAGGAAAAAGAUGUGAUAACACUUCUUUUUCUGUAUGUGGGUUACAAUUUGUUAAUUUUUUUCUACAUAGGUUUUAGUUUGGCCACCAGGCAGCGCCAAAGUUAAAAAAAUAUAAUUGAUCAUGCAAUCAUAUAAUUGGUUAAAUAAUUAUAUAAUUAUAUUGAUCAAUGGCUCAUUCUAAUCUCACGAACUAUGAAUCUACGAACCACAGGUAAAUAAAACUCUGUGUAUGAAUCUGCUUGACGAGAUCUUUUAUUCGAGUCAUCGAUAUAGUUUAUCCUGUAUCGAUCGUAAAACGUUUUUUCUAACCUUGGCGUCCCCUGGUGCGCAAAUAAGGCCUGUACGGAAAAAUGUAUGUUACCACGUUUCUUCUCAUAAAAAGCAGAAGGGAAUAAGCGAAAAUCAAAGUCGCUCUGAUCGCGUCGGUAGUGUUCCUCGUGAGCUACCUAGGGUCUUCUUGCUUGUCCACUCUAUUUCGCGGAUUAAAUUUCACGGAACCAAGGGCGCGUAUACGCGCAUACACUUUAUCGUUAUCGAUAAACGCGCGUAGCGAUACAGAAGUAAGUAACAUCUCAUGUAAGUAACUGCACUUUUGUUAUAGUGACAAACGAAUGCGAAAUUCAGGAUGUAAUUGGAAAAGAAUAAUUAAUUGCGGCCGUAAAUAGGACAUAAAUAAGAAAAAUAAAUUGUGCAAUUGAUGGCAAAUCGUUACGUUAAUUGCGACAUAUACAUUUUUCCAAUGAGUGUUUUUGUUAUUCAUCUUCUCUUUAUUAUUCUUCAAGUUGGUCGAAAAAUUAAGCUCACAUCCCUAGAAAUAUUUUAAAAGAUUCAAUAUAUUUUAAAAUAUUUGUAA
Messenger RNA from Vollenhovia emeryi, 3456 nucleotides. Its product is annotated as T-box transcription factor TBX20-like. Bases 415 to 1962 code for a protein of 515 amino acids. The record is from RefSeq and is a predicted model, not a curated record. Gene Ontology annotation, molecular function: DNA-binding transcription factor activity, RNA polymerase II-specific; RNA polymerase II cis-regulatory region sequence-specific DNA binding. Gene Ontology annotation, cellular component: nucleus. NCBI's taxonomy places the organism in Eukaryota, Metazoa, Arthropoda, Insecta, Hymenoptera, Formicidae. The transcript is spliced from 6 exons. Gene Ontology annotation, biological process: cell fate specification; positive regulation of DNA-templated transcription; heart development.